AUGAAGAAAGUACGAUUAGCAUCCUCGACAGCUCCUGCUGAACAUGGUCGAUACAUCUACGCCUACUGCAAUGUCCGGACGAAGCAAGUCGUCUACUCACUAAGCCAUACCUUGAAUAGCCACGCAUCAAUCAAACAACUGCCCGACCUCGGCGCCAACAACAAACCCAACGCCAUCCGCAAAGACAUCUGGCGACCGCUCUACACCCUCGCCCUCCCCACCACCCACCCACACGCCCUCUCCCAAGGCCUCGACGCCUUCCAAAAGCUCCGCGAGUACCGCAAACUCCACGAACUCAACUGGACGCCCCCACUGAGCCUCAGUCAGAACUACAGCAAUGCAGACAUCGAGCACGAAAAGCAGCAGUUGGAGGACCGAGGCGGGAGCAAGAAGGAGAGCGUCUACGAUGUCAUCAAACGGCGGAAGCGGAAGAUCCGGGUCGGGAUGGUGAUGAAUCAGAAAGCGAACAGUAUCGCCGAUCUAGCCGCCGUGCUGAUCGAGCAGGAGGAAGCAGGACGGAAGGCGGAGGAGAAGGUGCAGAAGUGGCGGUUGUUGGAGCGGGAGAAGGAGGUCAGGGAGAUGUUGGCUUUGGCGGAAGAGGUCGAGGCCGGAAAGGUGCAGGAGAUGGAGGCCAGGAUUGCGGAGAUUGAGAAGAGGUUGGCGGAUGUCAACGAUGAGUUGGCGGGCACGAGUCGGACGAAGUUGAAGAGGGAGGCAUAUCAGCUGGGCGCGACGAGGACGAGGAUGGUGUUUGCUGCUCAAGCUGUGCAGGAUGCGAGGGAGGCUAUGGAGAGGGAUGGUAGGGAUAUUGAAUUGAUACAGCCAGAGCAGGAAGAUGUUGUCGCAGUCAGUGCGAAGACCGCGGUGCUACCGCAUCUUGAAGGUACACCAUUACUGAUCGCACGCCAACUCAGUGAAGAUGCAGUCCGUGCAGAGGACGGCGGUCUAGCCAGUUGCGACGCUGCGAUCCUAGCUGCGCAAGCGUCUGUGGCAGCAAGUAUCGGCGGCAGAAGCGAAGGGAGCCGGCGCGCAGAAUUACGAGUCCAGCAGUUAGAUCGUGCGCAGAUGGAGUUGGCAUACAAUGCGACACAGUCACCAGGCUACACGGACGAUAUGGUCGCCCAGGUACCUGCAAUCAUGGCCAAGCUUCGAGAGAUGGAGUUCGACCUUAUGGCGAAAGAUCUGGAGGAGGUCGAGGAGCGAGGCGAGAAUGAGGGCCUGAUUGAGUCUCUACGUGAGAUGGUGGCAGCGCGGGAGAAGCAGCUAGAGCAGGAAGCGCGAGGUGAGCCGUCGACGGAGCGACAAUAUCGCAAGAAGGAAGUAGUGGAGGCCCCAGCGAGCGAGGACAACUCCGCCUCUGAAACCGCAGCAGCAGCAGCAAGCCCACAAGAAGAAAGCGGCAAACUCACCGACGCCCUUUCCUCCGACACCCAAGGAGCCGAAGCGGAAGCAGAAGCCGAAGCCAUCGAAGCGCCAAUAGACUGGUCCUCCCUCCUCCCCUCCUUCACCCCACGUAAACCCUCCACGAUCCCGAAACGCGGCCACCUGCGUCAGAAGCUCAAGCGACUCAACACGCCCAUCUUUAGCACGGAAGGGGUGAAGGUGAAAUGGCAUAACAUCCUCGACGCGGAGUUCGCCGCGGCAUGGCCGGCGAAUGUGGAGCAUGAACGCAUGGGGUGGAGUAAAUUUGUUGCGCCGAGGGGGGACUCGGAGGCGGUGGAUGAUGUUGGGGUGUGGAGGGAGAUGCAGGCGGAGAGGAGGAAGGGGUUGGGAAGGAGGGGGAGGGAGGUUGGGGAGAAUGAGAUUGAGGGGGAGGGUGUGGGGGGAGCAUUUGGGGAGAGGGUGGCGGGGAGGGCGAGGGCGGACAGGGAGGGGUUUGUUGAGGGGUUGGAGAGUAGGAUUUUGCAGGAAGUGAGGGAGUUGGAUAGGGGGAGGGAGGAGAGGAGGAGGAGGGAGAUGGAGAUGGGGGUGGAGGGGGAGAGGCUUGCUGAUGAGCAGCAGCAGCGGGUUGAUGUAUAG
Recurvomyces mirabilis is the source of this 2019-nucleotide messenger RNA. RefSeq lists its product as uncharacterized. The record is from RefSeq and is a predicted model, not a curated record. Gene Ontology annotation, molecular function: structural constituent of ribosome; single-stranded DNA binding; DNA strand exchange activity. Bases 1 to 2019 code for a protein of 672 amino acids. Gene Ontology annotation, biological process: DNA recombination. NCBI's taxonomy places the organism in Eukaryota, Fungi, Ascomycota, Dothideomycetes, Mycosphaerellales, Teratosphaeriaceae. Gene Ontology annotation, cellular component: mitochondrion. The transcript has 2 exons.